GACCACAAAUUAUCCAAAUUUUGACCCAAAUUUGGGUCACUGCCAAAAUAUAAAACCCCGCGAAAAAUAUACUCCCCCUGUCUGAAUCUUAUUCCCUCAAUCAUUCUCUUCUAUUCUUCUUCCACCCCCAAUCGCACCGAAUUGAUCCACCAAACUGUUCAAUUCCCAUCACUACUUUCGGUCAAAACCUGGAGUCAGCCGAGCUGGAGUCCGCACAGCAGGAAUCCCAGUCCUUCAAGCCUCCCGCCGCCACAACCGGAAACGGUCAGAUCAGGUACAGAUCACCGUCGGCCGCCGAACUCCUCCGCGACGGGCAGUCAUCAGCCGCAGGUCAAACCGAUAAGAUGCCGCCAAAGCGCAGCAACAGACAACACGGCGAGUCCCUCUCCGAAAAGAUGCAACGAUUACGAAACCCUAUCCUCACGAUCUCGACGCUUGUACUCCUCAUUUUCCUGGUGCUGUUUCUCCGCUCUCCGUCGUCCGAUUCAGUCGAUUCUUUCACCAACCGUAAAUUCGCCCCCAAUUACCUUUACGGCCGCGGUAGUAGUAAGAGUUACGUUGUCAUUUUCGAUGCGGGCAGUUCGGGCAGCCGUGUCCACGUGUUUUGCUUCGAUCAAAACUUGGAUCUCGUUCACAUUGGCAAAGAUCUUGAGCUUUUCGUACAGACGAAACCAGGGCUGAGUUCAUACGCGAAAGAUCCUAAGGCUGCUGCAGAUUCUCUACUGUCCCUUUUGGAGAAAGCCAAGAGUGUGGUUCCGCUGGAGUUGCAGGACAAGACGCCGGUUAGAGUUGGGGCAACUGCAGGUCUGAGGCUAUUGCAAGGUGAUGCAUCUGAUCAAAUUUUACGGGCGGUCAGAGAUUUUUUGAAGGAUGAGAGCACCUUCAAAACUAAGGUUGAUUGGGUCACAGUUUUGGAUGGAACUCAGGAAGGUGCUUAUCUGUGGGUGACCGUAAACUAUCUAUUGGGGAGUUUGGGUAAGAAGUACUCGGAUACAGUUGGAGUAGUUGACCUCGGAGGUGGAUCUGUACAAAUGGCAUAUGCUAUCUCAGAGACAGAUGCUGCAAAUGCUCCAAGGAUAUCUGAUGGGGAGGAUACCUAUGUGAAGAAAAUGCAUCUCAAGGAAACAGAUUAUUACCUCUAUGUUCACAGUUACUUGAACUAUGGUUUAUUAGCCGCUCGGGCUGAGAUUUUGAAGGUUGGAAACUCUGGAAACCCCUGUAUCUUGGUUGGAUAUGAUGGGCACUACAACUAUGGAGGAGCAUCUUAUCCUGCGUCAGCUUCUUCCUAUGGUUCAAGCAUGGAAAAAUGUAGGGGAGUAGCUACUAAAAUUCUCAGAGUUAAUGAACCAACAUGUACACAUAUGAAAUGCACGUUUGGUGGGAUAUGGAAUGGUGGAGGUGGGGACGGACAGAAGAAUUUAUUUGUUGCUUCAUUUUUCUUUGACAGGGCUGCUGAGGCUGGCUUUGUAAAACCAAAUCUGCCUGUAGCCAAAGUUCAUCCUAUGGAUUUUGCGAAUGAAGCUAAACGGGCUUGUGAAACAAAUUUUGAGGAUGCCAAAUCGAGAUAUCCACAUGUGGAAGAGGAUAACUUGCCAUACUUGUGUAUGGAUCUUGUGUACGAGUUCACAUUGCUUGUAGAUGGGUUUGGUCUAGAUCCAGAGCAGGAGAUUACAUUGGUAAAGAGAGUUGACUACCAAAAUUCCCAAGUUGAAGCAGCAUGGCCUUUAGGCAGUGCAAUUGAGGCUGUUUCAUCGUCGACAUAACCGGUGAUCACAUUGGUCGAUUAAUUGAUUGAUCCAAUUUUGGUUCCACUGCUUUCUUUGGUCAAUUAAUGGCCCUAUUUGCCAGCAGAUAUGUGACCCUGUUUGAGCUCAGCAGUAUCCAGUUGACCACGUAAAUGAAUUUGUGGCAAUAUAUGGAAGAACAAGAAAUCUCAUUAUCAUUUAUAUUUUACUUGUAAUCAAGUUUCAUUUAUAGCUAAUUUUUAACUUCGAGAAAGGAUUACUGGUGGCAUUUAAAUUGAUUUUAUUCACCUGACUGGAGAACUACAAUUUCAACGCAGAUUGAUUUAUGUUUUCCUUAA
Molecule: messenger RNA, 2083 nt
Organism: Rhododendron vialii
Lineage: Eukaryota; Viridiplantae; Streptophyta; Magnoliopsida; Ericales; Ericaceae
Product: apyrase 2-like
Exons: 9
Coding region: 345-1763 (472 amino acids)
Biological process (GO): nucleoside diphosphate catabolic process
Cellular component (GO): membrane
Molecular function (GO): nucleoside diphosphate phosphatase activity
Source: RefSeq, a predicted model, not a curated record